Molecule: messenger RNA, 1860 nt
Organism: Linum trigynum
Lineage: Eukaryota; Viridiplantae; Streptophyta; Magnoliopsida; Malpighiales; Linaceae
Source: the annotation of a GenBank genome assembly
AUGGCAAAGGCGCCGUUUCGAAUACAAUUAUGGGGAGUUCAAGAUGAUUUCUGCACCAAGCUAUUUGGACAGAAGCUUAUUACUGCAACGAUUGGGCAGGUUAUGGAAUCGGGCAUUUUUGCUUGUAAGGAUACCGGGGAACGGUUUAUCAAAGUCAAUACUACUAUCGACUUCUCCAAGCCAAUCCGAUCGCAGUUGAUGGCGAUCAGUGAGGAUAUUGAAGGCUUCUGGGUGAAUCUCAAGUAUGAGUUCUUGCCCAGCUUUUGUUUCCACUGCGGCCGUGUCGGCCAUGCACGCCGGGAUUGCAACUUUGAUCCGCCAAAUCGUAAGGAGCGGUUCGGACCGCACAUGAUUACGAAGAAAGUGGGCCGAAAAAUUUAUGAGGAAGAAGGCAAUGAGUUUCCCCUCGGGGGAUCCGGCCGUUCGGUGUGGAUAAACCGCCAGAAUCGGACUAUCCCGAUGGCGGUAAAGGGGGAGUCUAGCUCGGGACCGAGGAAGUUCAACCAGCCGGCGUUGAAGCCUGCUCCUUCCCAGGCUAUAUCUGGAGCGGUCUCCUUUGAUGAACCCGAUUCGUUCAGGGGAAGUGGGCAGGGUCGUUCACCGCAUCGGCGAGGCAGUCCUGGUGGGAUUAUGCUAAACCGACACCCCAAGCUCAGAUUGGGAAAUAAUAGGCAGAAGCAGGUGGGCUCCAAGAAGGGAGUAAGGAUGGCGGACACUAAACUUCCGGCGAUGGCAGUUUCUCCGCAACCCAGUUCUCCGGGCCGGGCGGACUUGAUUUCGAACCGAGGGUAUGGGGAGGAACAGCCCACUGGAGUCCAUGCGGAAACGCGGCACCGACGCCUGCUCCUCGAAGAUGACUCAGAUGAUGAUAUGGUGGAUGUGGCGCCACUGCCGACGAGUAGUGGGCUGGGAGUGAAGCUGGAGGGAGCCCCGAUGCAUCCAAAAAAUUUUAUUGCCCCGCCGGCGCCAGGGGCGUUAAAGCCAGGAAAAGGGAAGGCUCGCCGGUCCAAGGAUCCCCCGCGGCGCAAAGCGGGAGGGAGGGCUGAAUUGCGAAGGAUGGGGGAGGUGAAUGAGGCUACCCAGCUCCCGGAGGAAACUGUUGAGAUAUCGGCGGGGCAGGCUGCUGCUAGUGGCGCUCCUAGGAUGGGGAAUGAGACUCCCAUGAAGCGAAAGCCCAGCCGGGCAAAGAAUCCCUUGCUGCAGACGGAGGUUGAUGAAGCGCCUCCUGGUGAUGACUCGAUGGUGGAGGUGCGAAAGAUGAAAUCCAAGCCAGUGGCUUCGCGUGGCAGGCGGCUGCUGUUGAAGACAAAAUCGGCGAAAGAAAUGGCGGAGGGGAUGCGUGAUGUUGAUGCAAAGGUGGGUGCGGGGCUGGUUGACUAUGAACAACCCGACCCCGACAACCAGAAGGGCGUUAUAGAGGCUUCCCAGUUGGCGGAUAGCGAGUCGGAGGAAUCUGCGGUGGGUGCGGAGUCCCAGAAUUUUAUGAUAAAAAAAAGAAGCCCUAUAGCUGCUCCUCGACAGCAUUGCAGCACCUCUACCGGUCGGGUUAGCCAAGUGGUAGCAGCUUUUGAAGGAGGGUUGACUAUUGCUGAUGAGGGGAUGGAACAGCCCAUGGGUGUUGGCAUAAUUGAUGUACCUGGUUCUGAAGAGACCAAGCGUGGAGAGCUAGAUGCGGGGAGUUUUGAUGAGUAUGGCUCAAAUAUGCUGAUCCCGCCGCCUGGAGUUCUCAAGCGUCCUCUUGAGGUGGUGGAGGGGGAGUUGGGCAUCCCGCCCACCCCCAAGAAGCAGUUCGUGGAAGUUGAUGAGGAUCCUGGAAAGGUGGAGGUAGCCAGCCUGGAGUGGCCCCAACCGGAUAAAUGA